CCUCCAGUCCCACUUCCACCAUGGCUGCCUCUGCCUCUCCCGAGAACUCCACCGUCGCCCCCUCCUCCUCCCUCCCUCCCCAAUGGUAGGUGCCAGCAGCUCGAGCCACGACUGACCGCGCGGGGCCUCGAUCCAGCGCAAGGCGCGCGGAACUCCCGGGCGCGAGGUUCCAGCUGCAAGGUUGGAGCGGCGGAGAUCCGGCCGCCGGACGACCCUCGAAUCCGCUGGUUACCGUCGUGUCCAGAGAUAAUUCGAGCAGGUUCAAUUCGCUGGUGCGUGCUGUGUUACGGUCUCGUGGAUCUGUGUUUCGGUGAUCUCCGUGCCAAGGCUCUGCCGCGGGAAAGGAGGCUGCUUUGGGCCCGAGGUCUUUGUGGGGGUGGAAUCCCCAUAGGGGCGACCAGUUCAAGAGAGCGCCUGUUCAUGAUUCAGGCAAUGGCGUCGCAUUCGCAGUCGCAGGCUGGAGGCGGUGGCUACGCUGGCCCGUCGGGCAGGCAGCCGCAGGGCCUGGCCAGGCAAGGAUCCUUGUACAGCCUCACCCUCGACGAGGUGCAGAACCAGCUGACAGAGCCCUUGCUCAGUAUGAACCUUGAUGAGCUGCUCAAGAGCGUGUUUCCUGAUGGCGUGGACCCUGAUGGUGCCGUCGCUGGCCAGUCUGAGCCGCCCUUGGGCCUGCAUCGCCAGGGGAGCAUCACGAUGCCUCCGGAGCUCAGCAAGAAGACUGUUGAUGAGGUGUGGAAGGGCAUCCUGGAUUCGCCCAAGAAAAAAAGCGGCGAGGAGGGUGGUUGGCGCAGGCGGGAGAGGCAGCUUACGCUUGGGGAGAUGACACUCGAGGAUUUCCUGCUGAAAGCUGGGGUCGUCACAGAAGGGUGUUUGAAGGAUUCGAGUGACUUCCCACCCAACAUGGAUGCAGCUGGGAGCAGUGUAAUCGCGGCUGCUGCGCCCAGUUCGAGCUCGACACCACAGGCACAGUGGUUACAGCAGUACCAGCAGCAAGCUUUGGAGCCUCCACAUCCAAGCAUGGCAGGUUCUUUCAUGGCAACUCAGUUGGCCCCUCAGCCACUGGCUGUCGCUACAGGAGCUAUCUUGGAAUCGAUUUACUCGGAUGGCCAGAUCACUUCACCCAUGCUCAGUGCACUUUCAGAUCCCCAAACACCUGGGCGCAAACGUGGUGCCUCCUCAGGGGGUGUACCUGAUAAGGUUGUAGAAAGAAGGCGGAAGAGAAUGAUAAAAAACAGGGAAUCGGCUGCGCGGUCAAGAGCGAGGAAGCAGGCUUACACUAAUGAGCUUGAAAACAAGGUAUCUCAUCUAGAAGAGGAGAACGAGAGGCUAAAGAGGCAGAAGGAGUUGGACAUGCUAAUGAUCUCCGCGCCACCCCCAGAACCGAAGUAUCGGCUCCGAAGAACAAGUUCCUCCCCCGUUUGACAGCGAUGGCGAUGACGAUGUUCAUAGUAAUUUUUGUAGAUUACACCGCAUAUAUAUUCCCCGUGCUCGCGGUAGAAACAGCUGGUAUGGUAGCUUGAGGUUCUAGCUUGUCGCAGCCCAAUGGUUCACAGUUUGUAGGUCAGUAGCAGCCCUAGGCCCCUAGCAUGUCCGAGAUGAUCUCUUCCGAGGCUUUGUCAGUUUGUAAAUCUGCCAGGCACAUGUUUAAUUUUAUACCGGAGCUUCUUCCUUGUACAUGAUAAAGUUAAAAUACUUGUCUCUUGUUCAUCA
Messenger RNA from Lolium rigidum, 1710 nucleotides. RefSeq names its product ABSCISIC ACID-INSENSITIVE 5-like protein 2. The record is from RefSeq and is a predicted model, not a curated record. Gene Ontology annotation, biological process: positive regulation of DNA-templated transcription. Gene Ontology annotation, molecular function: DNA-binding transcription factor activity. Bases 421 to 1422 code for a protein of 333 amino acids. The transcript is spliced from 4 exons. Lineage: Eukaryota; Viridiplantae; Streptophyta; Magnoliopsida; Poales; Poaceae. Gene Ontology annotation, cellular component: nucleus.